UUACUCCUCUCUUUCUUCUCUCCGCCUCUCUUCCCCGUACGCUACGGCGACAGCCGGCCGGCGAGCUCCCCCUCCGCCCGCGCUCCUCCCGCCCUUGCGGCGGCCCAGGACAGGCUUCUCCUCCCACCGCCUGCGCUGAUCUCCCGCGAGCAGGGGCGCUGUCGUCCUCGUCACUCCUCGUCUAUGGACAGUUAUUCAGACAUGCUUCAAGGAAGCAACUUUUCCACCCAGGAGACCUUGUAUGAAAUUCUAUCUGUGGGGGAACAUUCUACAUUUGAUGAAAUCCGUGCAGCAUACAAGUCUGCUGCCCUAAAUACACAUCCUGAUAAAGCACAGAUGGCUCCCAAUCCAUUAGUGUCUUCCAGUGAGCAAAAUGAAUUUCUCAGUGUGCAAAAGGCAUGGGAAAUCCUACGCUAUCCUAAAUCAAGAGCAGAAUAUGAUAGGCAGCUGCAAUCUUCCCGACAGAACCUGUUAGUUGUUGCAUCUGAAAUUGAAAUUGACGACAUGACUGUUGAAACUACCGCUGAUGCUGUGGAGCUUCUGUACCCUUGUAGGUGUGGUGAUUAUUUCUCGAUCACUUCACAUGAACUUGGUAAGAUUGGAAUUUCAGUCAGGGAGGACGGAGAGAUGGAAUUGCAGACUUCUGAUUCUGUUCCAGCAUCUGUUGUUCUUGGUUGUGGCUCAUGUUCUCUCAAGGCACGAUUGGUUAUAAAUAAAACUUCAUGAUAGUUUUUUGCAUCCAUCAGUGUGCUUGCCAGCAACGAUCAAUAUAAACAUGCUAAUGCUACCUACUAUUCUUUGAAGAAUUCAACGUGCACCGUGGAAUCUACAUCGCUGCUUAAAAUGAAAUUCUGAGAGAAUUUACCUCUGAUCAUAGUUACUCAAUAUACUGUGAUAAAUGACAUAUUUUAUGUAGGUUCUGUUGGUUGUAGUGUUAUAAAUGACAUUUUGACCGUUGUAAUCAGCUAACCACCUUUGUCAAUUCAGGCCGCUGCGAAUUAAUUAUGCUUA
Oryza brachyantha (malo sina) is the source of this 1011-nucleotide messenger RNA. RefSeq names its product DPH4 homolog. Gene Ontology annotation, molecular function: metal ion binding. The transcript has 2 exons. The record is from RefSeq and is a predicted model, not a curated record. Bases 184 to 726 code for a protein of 180 amino acids. Gene Ontology annotation, biological process: tRNA wobble uridine modification; protein histidyl modification to diphthamide. Lineage: Eukaryota; Viridiplantae; Streptophyta; Magnoliopsida; Poales; Poaceae. Gene Ontology annotation, cellular component: cytosol; nucleus.